CAUUGUAGACUCUACAAUGUAGAGUAAAGCGCUUUGCUUGGGGAAAGAGGUUAACGUGUCUGAGGUGAGGUUACUCGGAUAGCUAGCCAACAGAAACUGGACCAGCGUUUUAAAUACACGAAUAUUGUACCGUAUGAACAGUUCAAAGCCGCUUCUACGCGAAAACAUCGUUGGAUUGUGGAUAUACUGCACAAUCGCGGACGUUGAAUCGUCGAGAGAGAGGUGAGCUUCCAAAGCUCAUUGACCGACAGACAGCAGAACACACGGCCGGUGACGCCGAUGGGGUAACCUAGCGCUAACGCUAACCCUGGUUUACAUCCGCGCUCUGUGCUCUUACGACCCGAACGCGAACGCUGAAGCUAGCUCUCAGAAACUACUACUUCAACUUAGCGACCAGCUGGCGGGAGAAAUGCCAAGAGGUGGAAGCUUCAACGAGGGAGAGGAAGAGGAAGAGGGAGACGAGGUGAUGGACUCUUCAUCGGUGCCAGGAGGAGGAGGAGGAGGAGGAAGAGGAGGCGGUGAAUGCCCGGAGCGGGUCCUGGGGGAUGAGGAGAUGUUUGCCCCCGGGAUCGAGAGCGCGGUUGUCAGGAGCAAGGAGGCGGGGCAGAGCGAUGGGGCGGAGUCUUCCUCCAAUCACAGCUCUCAGAGUGCGACUGAGCUGGACUGCAGCACCAGGUCAAAGCUCCGCCCUCAUGCUGUCAGUAGCCACACAGAGAGCAGCGGAAGCAGCGAGCAGCCGGGGCAGGAGCGGGCGCAGUCGCACAGGCAGAUCAUGAGGGCGAUGAGGGAGAUGAAGAAGAGCAUGCCCUCCGAGAGGAAGGGCCACCGCAAGACCCGGACCGUCGACGCGCUUCGCUACGCGCUGAGCUGCGUCAAACGCGUGCAGGCGAGCACCGAGUACCACCAGCUGCUCCUGGGGAACCUCAAGGAGGAGAGAUCGGUCAGCCCGACCGUGUGCAGCCUGGAGGAGCUGGAGAGGGUGGCCUCCGAACACACGCUCAAAAACACGGACACGUUCGCGGUGGUGUUCUCGCUGACCAGCGGGCGGGUGCUCUACGUGUCAGAGCAGGCCUCCAGCAUCCUGGGCCUGAAGAGCAGCUUCCUGACCUCCGUGCGCUUCGUGGAGCUGCUCUACCAGCAGGACGUCAACGUCUUCUACUCCCACACCGGCCAGGCCCACCUGCCCCCCUGGGUCACCGGGCCCCACCACAAAGCCGAGCUGUACGAGAGCAACUGGGUCAAGUCCUUCUUCUGUCGCCUCAGGGGGGGCAAGGACAGCGACGGGGAGGUGCGCUACAGCCCGUUCCGCAUCACGCCGUACCUCCUGCAGCUCCGCGGGGGCCAGGAGGAGCAGGACCUCCAGCCCUGCUGCCUGGCGCUGGCUGAGCGUGUGCACUCAGGAUACGAAGCUCCCAGAAUCCCGUUGGAGAAGCGCAUUUUCACCACCACGCACUCCCCCGGCUGUGCCUUCAUGGAGGUGGACGACCGUGCCGUGCCGUUGCUCGGAUACCUCCCUCACGAUCUGAUUGGCUCCUCAGUGCUGGCCUGUCUCCACCCAGAAGAUCGGCCACUCAUGCUGUCCCUGCACCAUAAAAUUCUGAAGUACGCGGGCCAGCGGCCGUUUGAGUACUCCCCCCUGCGCCUGCGCUGUCAGAACGGCGACUACGUCACGCUGGACACCAGCUGGUCCAGCUUCAUCAACCCCUGGAGCCGCAAGGUGGCUUUCGUCAUCGGGAGGCACAAAGUCCGCACGGGGCCGCUGAACGAGGACGUGUUCGCCAAGCAGAGCAGCGUGGACCCAGGGGUGCCCGAGGAGAUCCAGGAGUUACAGACGCAGAUCUACCGGCUGUUCCUCCAGCCGGUGUAUAAUAAAGGCUCCAGUGGUUAUGGCAGUAUGGGGAGUAAUGGCUCCCAUGAGCAGUACGUCAGCAUGUCCUCCAGCGACAGCAACGGGAACCAGUGGGAGGAGCGAGAGCCGAGGAAGCUUGGGCAGGUAUGCUCAGACAUCCAUAAGAGCUGGGGUCAGCGGGGCUGCAAGCUCCCCCCCACCGGCCGGUGUCUCACAGCAGGGCCCACAGCUCCUCCUCCUGCCUCCCGGCCAAUGGAGAGUGGAGUUGGCCUCAGUCCCCCGCACAAAGAUUCCAGGAAGCAGCACCACAUUCCAUCCUACCAGCAAAUCAACUGCGUGGACAGCAUCAUCAGGUACCUGGAGAGCUACACUGUCCCGCCGCAGAAGAGGAAGAGUGAAGCGUGGCCCAUGGCCUCUUCCUCGUCCUCUGAGGAAGAGCAGACUCGCGGGUGUGCGAUGGUGGUGGGCCGCCCCCUGCCCCCGCCCCCCCCGGCCAGGAGCGUCACCAGCCAGUGCAGCUACAGCAGCACCAUCGUACACGUGCCCCAGCCUGAGUCCGAAGUGACAGCGCUGGAGGACGCACCAAUGAGCAGCGAGCCGGCUGCCCCGGCCCCGCCCCCGGCCCCGGCGGCCCGCCCCCAGCCCAGCGCGCGCAGCCUGACCAAGGAGCUGCUGUCGGCGCACACGCAGCGCGAGGAGCAGGAGUACGUGGGCCGCCUGCGACACCGCAUCCUGCGCAGCCCCUACCGCGGCUACCUGCAGCACCACGGCAGCAGCCCCGGCCAAUCACAGCAACACGGUAACCACGGCGAGCAGGAAGUGGGCGGGGCCUGCCGCAGGAAGUUGCGUGUGCGUGAGCCGACGCUGAAGCGCCGGCGUGAGCAGUGGUCGUCGGACAGCUACACCCCCCCGCCCGAGGGGCCGCGCGCGGACCCCUCCCCACUCCACCCCGGGGUCCCCUCCGAAACCUACACCCCCUCCGCCCCGCUCUACCCCGCCCCCCUGCCCUACCAGGGCUUCCAGGCCCCCCCCAGCGCCGGGGGGGUGCUCCCGACGCCCGGGGCGGGGCCCUACAUGCCCCCCAUGAUGGCCGUCGUUCUGCCCAACUUUCCCCCCUACCCCGUGUACCCACAGGGGGCGGGGCUGAUGGCUCCCAGCGCGCCCUACUUCAUUCCACCCUUCAGCCAAUCGGGAUUUGGCCCCACCUUUCCUGGAUUUGGCCCCUCCCCCUCUUUCCCUGCGUUCCCUGGCCCCGCCCUCGUCCCCCAGGCGCCGCCCCCCGCCCCCGUCCCGGCCCCGGCCGCGGCCCCGCCCGCCCCCUCCCCCGCCCUCUCCACCGAGGUGGACCCCACCUCCCAGCUGUUCUCCAGCUCCAGGUCCAGCUCCCCGCUUCAGCUCAACCUCCUGCAGGAGGAGCUGCCCAAACCCGCCCAGCCCCCGGGGCCCCCGGGAGGCGCGGAGAUCCGGGAGGAGGCGCACCGCAAGGGGGAGGAAGUUCUGAGUGACUCUGGGAACCAUGACAACCAGUCCACCUCCAGCGAGGUUAUGGAGCUGCUGCUCCAGGAGGAUGCCCACUCCAGAACCGGGUCCAACGCCUCGGGGAGUCGCUCCGGGGAGUCCGGCGGGUCGCUCGGCGCCGGGUCCAACGGCACCUCCACCAGCAACACAGGGAGCGGGGACAGCAGCCUGUACUUCGGCUCCAGCGACUCCUCGCACACGUCCCCCCCGGCCAGCAGGGGGCAGUCUCACGGCGAGCAGGUGGCGCAGGACCGGGCCAACUUCGAGCGCUGUGUGGGGAACUCGCUCUGGAGCCUGAUCCAGCGCACGCCGGAGCCCGUGAUGAUGACCUAUCAGAUCGCCCCCAGGGACCAGGCGGAGGUUCUGCGGGAGGACCGGGAGAAGCUGCUCCUCCUCGCUCCCAUGCAGCCCGUGUUCACCAAGGCGCAGAGGGAGGAGCUGGAGGAGGUGCACUCCUGGAUGAAAGAGCACAGCCUGCCACAGGAGAUCAACACACAGGGCUGCCUGACCUGCGAGCCCACCCCCUCCCCCGCCUCCCCCUGCCCCCCGCAGGACCCCUCCCUCGACACCUGAGACUCCACCCCCGAGGGGCGGGGCUGCCGCCGCGGCCAAUGGGCCGACAGGGAGGCGGAGCCAGGGUGCAAGUGUGGCGCUCCGGACGUCAGUGGGACGUCCCACACGCGCGCGCAGGGCGUGUCCGUUAGCGACCGCGAAACCGACCAAUUGCAGUCACAGGACGGCAGGAAAGGCCCGGGUCCAAACCGGACGGACUUCCACAGCGAAGACGCCAGAGAAUCCUGCUCAGGACCGUUCUUAUUUCUGCUGCUCGUUUACCCAGCGGGCCGAACCGCAGCUGCCCGUCAGGACAUGGACCUUAGCGGCAGCUCGGUCUGAACGAGUCGCUCACUCGUUCAUUUAAACACGAGUCCCUGUUUCUUCCGCCAUUUUGAAUGUAUUCAUUUACACGCUUUUCUUAUUUUCCGCUGAGACUCCUGUCCUGUCUGGGCGUUGUCUCCGCUGAUUUGGGCUGAGCCGGGUCAGGUGGGCGCUGGCUCAGGUGGGUGCGGCUCAGGUAGACCACCUCAAACACGCGGUCGCCUUUCCUGCCACGCCCAUUACCCCCUCAUACGCCCUCACACAUACCACUUCACCAUCCUGUACAUUUGACACGUUAAACUAUAAUUUAACUGCUCUUUUUUUAAUUUUUUAUAUUGUGUAUUUAUUUUUGGUGUGAUGGAAAGCGUGCUGGCCGGUGUUGGAUCAUUGUCUUUGGGCAGUGUUGAUCCUGAGCCAGACAGGAAUGGCCUGUUUCUACUGGGACUAUAAUGAUAAACUAUAAAUCCUCCACUAGUGUCCACGCCAGAGAAUCCAUUUUUUGUGUAUAUAUUUUUCUAGUCCACACACAUUCUUGUUUCAUAGGUACAGUCAGUCCAAGGCAGUGAUUGGCUAGAUGUUUGAUCACUGAAGAUUGCUCUGAGAGAGAUUCGAUCCGUAAUUGUUAUCAUCCUGGAUAAAUUAUUUGAAAUUUACUGUGUCGAUUCGUAAAUAUUCGUUGAAUAUUUUAUGUCAACUAUACAUGCCUCGAUUUGAGCGUUGUUUAUAAUUGUAUAGUUGCAGUUAUGGUUUCCUAUGGAAACAGGCCAUAGUCCGGGUGGUACAGGCUGAAAGCACAGUCGACGUUACGUUUGAAACACUCUUUCCCCGUUAAACAGCCCUGGAGAGCUUCCGCGGAACAGAAACCGCAGUAAACAUGCUUUCGGCUCACAGAUGUUCUCUCAUGAACCCCCGCAUCGCUCUGUCGCUAAUGCGGAUCUUGCCGGGCCAACAUAGCGGCCCGCGUUUAAAUAUUUCUCAUCUUCCGAUAAUCAGCGAGACGUUUUCCCCUCCUCCGUCUGAGGGCUACCAUCAUUACAUCAUCCCCCUCUCCAUCUGCAUGUCCCCCGCCAAGGGAUCAUGGGACCGUUCAUUGGCCAGUCCCAGUCUGUAGUUGCGAGUGGCUACGAGUGGCUAUGGGGUGGUUUCGUGAACUACAACGGGCACAAGGCUGCAGUGCGCUGUCGGUCACCAAUCGGAUCGUGUUCCACGGCGAAAUGCUGUUCGGUCAUCACUCACGCCCGCAGACACUGCAGCACUCCAGUACAGAACUGCUGUUUCGUAGUUUGUCUUUAAUGACGGGGGACUUCAGUGAGGAUUUUGUAAGUGCUUCUAUGUCUUGUAACUGUGCUGAACGUGUUUUGUAAAUUUAAGUACACUUGUACGUCAUCGGACGAGGUAUGGUUCCUGGAGAACAUUCUGCACCUGUCUGCUGGUCACCUGGACUCCUGGACACGGCCACAGAAGUCCGUUUGCAACUGCAGUAUUUACACAACAGCCUUUCUUAUGAAGGCCGAAGAGCACUGUGACCAGCAGUGUGUAAAUAGUCGUACGGCUUCCUGUUCUGAAAACACUUGUGAUACCAUGAAAACUGAAUAAAAUACAAAAGUGCUUCUC
This is a messenger RNA of Conger conger (European conger), 5857 nucleotides long. Its product is annotated as period circadian protein homolog 3-like. Lineage: Eukaryota; Metazoa; Chordata; Actinopteri; Anguilliformes; Congridae. Gene Ontology annotation, cellular component: nucleus; cytoplasm. The transcript has 22 exons. The record is from RefSeq and is a predicted model, not a curated record. Gene Ontology annotation, molecular function: transcription cis-regulatory region binding; transcription corepressor binding. The coding region runs from base 410 to 3940 and encodes 1176 amino acids. Gene Ontology annotation, biological process: negative regulation of transcription by RNA polymerase II; circadian regulation of gene expression; entrainment of circadian clock by photoperiod.